GACAAGUGAGUUUUUAUUGGGAUAAUUAGAGCUUUUAUUGUUGAGGGGAGGUGGUAUCGUCAUUUCAGGUUUUGGCCACUUCUAAGGUCUUGUUGUAGAAAAUUUAAACAUUUAAACCCUAUCUGAGAAACAUUGUUGUGACACCAAGUUGAUAUAUAUAUAUAUAUAUAUAGUUUGAUAGUGUUAGGGAGCAUUAUUUUCCUCAUAAGAUGGUUAGGAGCACAACACUGCCAUAGUUGCAAAAAUUGAACUAGACGAGACAUCCAAAGUUCGAAACUAGGUGUAUUAUGGAGGAUUUUCUCCCCAUGUAUAGUGGACCCGAGAAUGCUGGUUGUCAGUAUGGGCCUCCAUGGGCAUUUACCCAAGUUGUCGGUGGAAAACUUCUGUGGGGCUGGACCAACCACCCUAGGAUUAGUCGAGCCAACUGCCAAAGGCUUGAAUACCUUGUGCCAACUAAAAAAAAUUGAACUAGACGAGCUUUAGGUCAUAAGUUCAUUGGUCAAACUAAUGGUUUAAAUCAUUCAAAUUACAGAGUGACCUAAAAAAGCUAAUUGGUCUAACUGAACCAGAUUAUUUGGUAUAGUUGCAUAUCUAUUGCAUCUAUUUAACAUAAAAUUUGGCCCGAAAUGUUCUUAUGAAAAAUCAUAAUGAUACAUGAAUUAAUGUAAAAAAAUAAUUUACUAGCAUAUAAAGAACAAAUAUUGAUGUAUAAAUAACAUAACAAUCUUGCAAUUAUAUUUUAAAUGGAGGGUUCUAGGGAUUUUUUGGAUUCAUUUAUUAAUAGGGUAGCUUAAAAUAUGAAAAAUGAUAAUUUUUGUUCUACAAAAUUAUAUGAAAUUGUGAAUGAGCAUUUUUUUUGGCAGUUCAAGGCACACUACUAAACUGACCUGGUUUUCUGAAUACCAGACCGUUCUUACAAUUCUGUGAAAAUUGUCUAGUUGUAUCAGUUUUAUAACACAUUCGAUCUGGGAACUAAUCUGAGUUGUAGAGACCUUUGGUUUCUGUUUUAUUUGUCCAACCAGUGUUCGUUCAGCAUAACAUUUAGUUUUCUUGCACACUGUGGAAGUGAAAAACAUAGCGAACAUGAAGAAGGCAAAGACUCAAACCAAAAGAACUCAAGUCUAGAGAUUUGCAAUGGAUCCUGGCAUGGAGCAACUUCGGCAAACUUUGGUUGAGGUUGAAACAGAAGCUGAGGAACUUUUUUUAGCAAGACAUCAGCUUGUAGAAAAUGAUAGACUUAAGAAUGCUAAUAGAGAAGCUCUGACAGCCCUUCGUAGGAGAGCUCAGACUACAAAGAGUAGUGUUCCAUCACCCUUUGAAGCAGUCAUGCGAGAAAUAGAGGGAACCAAGGAAUUAGUUAAGGAGAUAUGUCCAACAUGUGGAGACCAUGACUUCAAGGAGCAUACAUGGAUGAUGUUUCCAGGAUCCGAUAUUUUUGUUCGCAUGCCAUUCCAUGCAGCUCAUACCACUUUGGAAAAAGAUCAGGAACGGCUGGACUAUGACACAAAAAAACUGCAGAGCUAUGUGAAGGAAAAAUCUCUUCUGAUUUCAGAAAGAGGAGCUCUUGCUGACAGGAUAAGCCCUGACAUCGUUAACUCUUUGAUUACAUUAACAGAUACCCGUAAAUGAGCGAGUAUUUCAACUUCUCUAUGAGACAUGCUUAUUGUGCGUUAAUCAUAUCUAGUAAUUAUCACUGCAAUGAAACCCACAUGUUCUAACAGUUUUUUUGCUGGUUCUUUGACUCAAACUUUGGAUUCCUAGCAUUUUAGCCAGCGCCUCUUUCACCUGAUGGUGAUGGGUGUUCCUUUUUUUGCUUCAGUUUUUCACUUGAGUUGGUGGCCUUUAACUUGCUCGACAUUGAUUUGAUCAGCUUGCUCAGUUCUCUUGGACACACAAGAAGUGUUGACUUAGUUUGAUGCUUGCUUGUGUUCUUUUGUUUCUAGCAAAUGCUUGAUUUUCAGGCUCGAAGGUGCCUGCCUAUCUUAGAGAUUAGGAAUUUUGUUCAUGCCGAUGAGCUUAUUCUAGUUGCACUUGAGCCUACCUUGAAUCUAAAAGAUUAUUAAUUCAAAAUGGCUCACUAAAGAUGUCUUUGUCAAUGUACCAGCCUUUGGGUGUUUAUACUAAAACUUUAUCAUGCUUUAUGGGUGUA
Molecule: messenger RNA, 2149 nt
Organism: Zingiber officinale
Lineage: Eukaryota; Viridiplantae; Streptophyta; Magnoliopsida; Zingiberales; Zingiberaceae
Exons: 4
Coding region: 1135-1629 (164 amino acids)
Source: RefSeq, a predicted model, not a curated record